Diversispora eburnea is the source of this 1479-nucleotide messenger RNA. Lineage: Eukaryota; Fungi; Glomeromycota; Glomeromycetes; Diversisporales; Diversisporaceae. The record is from the annotation of a GenBank genome assembly.
AUGGUUUCUACGAAUAAUUCUGACAUUGAUGUAGUUAAGAAUUUCUUGCAUACUCCUGGAAGCAUUGAAGCUUCCGAAUUAGUUACUGCUUUAGGAAUUAUGAAUAUUUCACUUGACGGUGCUAAUUUCGAACAGAAAAUGCAAAAUAUUCUGUCUGCCAUACCUCUCACCUCAAUUUUUAUGCUUCUGGGAAGUGUUAAUGAAGCGGUAACGUCAGUAACCUGUAAAGUUCUUAAUAAAUUAUUACGACCUAUGAGUUAUAAGGAUGUAAAUUCUUCAGGACUCGAGAUUGAAAAAUCCCUUGAGUCUGAAGAAGCUAUUCAAGAUUUGAUUAAAUCACCACUUUUCUCUAAAGCACUGGAAUGUUUAGGAUAUGAAGACAUUCCAACUUCAACCAAAAUGGCAGAUUUCUUUACCAAGCUUGCCAAUACUAGUGAUUCUGGAUUGCAAGCCUUAUUUAAUUCGGAAUCUGUUGCCAUUUUAAAAAGACUUUCCGAGGGAAACGAAACCAUAAAGUUUCGUGUGUUUGAUUUGAUUGCUCGAAUAUCAACAUCUUCUUCAGAGGCAUUCCAAUUAUGCAUAUCAACCGGUGCUCUGGAUCCAAUAACUUCUGAAUUAAAUUCUGAUGAUUUAUUGGUUAGGUUAAAUGCAGUGGAAACUUUUUCUAAGAUAAUUCAAAGUAAAUCUGGUUAUUAUUUUCUAGAAAGGUCUGGGAUUAUAAAGUCACUUGUUGAUUAUUUAACAAAAGAUGAUGACAAAGACAUUGUACUUGUUCUAAUAAAAUCUGCUUCCCUUAAAUUUUUUGGGAAAUUAUCUGAAAUUGAGGAGGUGGAUUUUUUUGAAGUAGAAAAUAAAUAUAAAAUUCUCACUCAACUUGAUGCACAUCUUUUGAGUGAUAAUUUAGAACUCAAGACAACUACAAUUAAUGUUAUUGGAAUGAUUGGCCAUAAUCCUCUUGGUCUUAAACUUUUGUAUAAUUGCACAUCUCCUAAUAUUCUUAGCCAUUUUAUGGACCUUUAUCAUAGUUCAGUAGGAGAAGAGAAAUUAAUAUGCAUGCAGACUAUUUCAUGCUUAAUUGGUGCAAGCGAUUCUUCAACUGGUGACAUAGAUAAUAUAACUGAACAAAUAUAUCAGCAAAUUGGAGGAUACCCAACACCUCUUAAAACUUUAAUGGCCAAUGCAAAAGUAACUAUUGAAGAUAUUCGUAUUGCAAACUUUGCAAUUAUGCAAGAAAUAGCCUCACAUCCAUGGGGAAAAAUUGAGAUGUCAAGAUCCAAAGAAUUUAUUGACUAUAUACUCAAUCGUACCACAGAGUCUACUCACAAGGGUAAAGAGUGGAAGUAUUCUAUAGUUCAAACUCUAAACUCUAAUUCCGAUACAAUUAUCGCACCAAAUGUUCUUCAACGUCUUAGAAAAUAUUUGAGCGAAGGUCCUUUUUAUGUAAGAACUACAACCACUGUUGCGCUCGAAAGUGGUUAA